Molecule: messenger RNA, 759 nt
Organism: Mangifera indica (mango)
Lineage: Eukaryota; Viridiplantae; Streptophyta; Magnoliopsida; Sapindales; Anacardiaceae
Exons: 2
Coding region: 33-563 (176 amino acids)
Molecular function (GO): nucleic acid binding; zinc ion binding
Source: RefSeq, a predicted model, not a curated record
UACAUGAAAUUACUAAGAGGGAUCAAUUUCUUAUGAAACUAAGAUCUGAAUUUGAAAGCACCAGGUCUAAUCUGAUGAAUCGAGAAACAGUCCCAUCCUUGGAUGCAUGUCUCAAUGAUUUAUUUCGCGAAGAGCAACGACUUCUUACUCAAGCCACCAUGGAACAACUUAAAUCCACUUCUGUUCCUAUGGCUUAUGCAGCUCAAGGUAGGCCAAAAGGUAGGGACAUGAGUACUAUUCAGUGUUUUUGUUGCAAAGGAUUUGGCCAUUAUGCUUCAAAUUGUUCAAAAAAAUUUUGCAACUACUGCAAAAAGGAUGGGCAUAUCAUCAAGGAAUGUCCUAUUCGACCCCCCAAGAGAUCUGGAACAGCAUAUACUGUCUCAGUUGGUUCCUCUAGUGCUGGUAGUUCUGUGGAUACAGCACAUCUGACACAAAGUGCUCCUGCUCCUGCUCCUGUUCAAUCUGUGACACCUGAAAUGAUUCAACAAAUGAUCAUUUCUGCAUUUUCCGCAUUAGGACUCUCAGGAUCAGCAAUCGGGGAAGAUGAUCGCAAGGGGGCCUAAAGUAGGACGACUUUUUCCUCUUCAAUUUCCUAUGUCUCCAUGUUCCUCUUUACCUGUUAUCACUUGUAAUUCUACUUAUGUUGAUUAUCGAGCAUGGCAUAAACGUCUUGGACACCCAAACUCUAAUGUACUUCAUGCUUUGCUAAAUUCUGGUUUACUUGGGAAUAAAGGAUCACCAUCUCUUAGUACUGUUCAA